This is a messenger RNA of Tetrahymena thermophila SB210, 1044 nucleotides long. RefSeq lists its product as hypothetical. The record is from RefSeq and is a predicted model, not a curated record. The transcript has a single exon. NCBI's taxonomy places the organism in Eukaryota, Ciliophora, Oligohymenophorea, Hymenostomatida, Tetrahymenidae.
AUGUAGUCCUCUAACCCUAAUGAUAAAAUAAACAUUGAUUUUGUUACUCAAUUUUUACAAAUUGCUGAGAUAGAGUUUGCAAAAUUAAAAGUUCAAGAAUCUUCCCAACAAUAAUCGAAUAAUAUUCAGCCUGAGACAGUAAGCUUCUCUAAAGAGCAAACGCAGCAAUAAAACAUAUUAAAACUUUCAAAUGAUGUGUAAUAAGUUAAAUAAGAGGAUAUUGAAGACUAAUAGAAAGUUGCAAAUUUGAAUAAUAAGACCUCGGAAGUCAAAAAGAAAAGGAUAAAAGUUUCCUAAAAUACCUAAGAAAAAACAAAAAAAGUCUCAAAUAUAUUAAAGAAAAAAAUAACAAAAAUCGAAAAACCUUAAAUAACAAACGAUGCUAAUUAACCUGAAAAAUAGACUAGAAGAUCCUACAGAAAUGUAAAAAAGUCUCAACAAAACAAUCCUCGUUAAAAAUAACAAAAAAAGAAGACUAAUAAACUAUCAGAAAGCCAACUAUAAUAAUUUUAAAUGAUGUAUGAGACAAAUACAAAUAGCUUUUUAAUGAAAAAAUUUAAAAUAUCUAGGCACUAACUUUUCAGAUAUAAAGAUAAAUACAAUCUCGUCAAAAAUCUUACAUUCAUUUAAAAAAUGAUAUAAAACAGAGAUAAGAGUUAAAAUAUUUCAAGUAAAAAAGUGACAUAACCUGAAUAACCUGAUGAAACUGCUGAGGAUAUUGAAAUUAAAGAUUCUGAAGAUAUUAUUAAUGAAGAAGAUGAUGGUGAUAAUGAAAACAAUUAUGAAGAUGAUGAUGACGAUGAUGAUGAUGAUAUAGAUAUUUAAAUUUAACCUGAGAUUGAAGAUGAUGCUCAAGAAAAAAAUUUAAAUCAAGAUUAAGUUAUAAAGAGCACAUUACUUUAAUCGAAAAAUCAUUUUAACCCAUCAAACGAAGAAUUAGAUAAUUAAAACAAAAUAAUAAGUGAAGAAAGCAACAGUACAUAAACUUAAAUCAACCAAAACCAAUUGAAUUCUCUCAAAUAAGCAAGAUAUAAAUAUAUUUGA